Messenger RNA from Olea europaea var. sylvestris, 2598 nucleotides. RefSeq lists its product as uncharacterized. Bases 46 to 2475 code for a protein of 809 amino acids. Lineage: Eukaryota; Viridiplantae; Streptophyta; Magnoliopsida; Lamiales; Oleaceae. The record is from RefSeq and is a predicted model, not a curated record. The transcript has a single exon.
CUUUUGGUGUGCUAGGUUUACAUAAGUAAAUCUGAUAAUUUCUAAAUGGAAUUCAAUAAAGAUGAGGCCACUAGGCUUAAAGCUAUUGCAGAGAAGAAACUAAAAGAGGAGGACAUUGCUGGGGCCAAAAUAUAUGCUUUAAAGGCGGACAAUCUAUUUCCUUCACUAGAUGAUCUCCCUCAGCUCCUCAAUGUCAUUAAUUUCUAUGAUGGCUAUGAGAAGAAAAUAAAUGGAGAAGUAAACUGGUAUGGGAUUCUUCGUGUGGACCCCUUGGCUGACAUGGACACCUUGCGUAAAGCACACAAAAGAAUAGCUGUGGCUCUACACCCUGAUAAAAACAAGUCCUUUGGGGCUGAAGAAGCAUUCAAACUUCUUUCUCAAGCACAAAGUGUGCUGUUUUAUAGGGGAAACAAACUAGUGUAUGAUAUGAAGCUAAAUUUCAGAGCUCACCAGAGGGUUUCAGUUGGAAAUCCUCCAUUUCCAGCGGAUAAAUGUAGUUUUGGGAAUUUCACUGGCUGCUCCAGAUCUGCAACAAAUUUGACAGCUUCUGGCAAGGCCCAGAAUGUGCCAAUGUGCCCAAGGAAUCCGGCCACCACCACAGGUUCACAUUACCAUCCUCCUCCACUCUGGCCAAGGAAUCAGUCAACUGCCUUUGGUGGCCAACACAUUCCCACUCUUCAAAUGACUCCAGAAACAGCCACCUGUUCUCAGUAUGUUCUUGCUCCACCAUGGCCAAGGGAUCCAACUGCUGCCAGUGCUUCCUGGCACAUGACUCCAGAGGCAGCCGCUAUUUUUUAUCAUGUUCACGUUCAUAAUCAUCAAAAUCCUCCUACAAUUGCCACCAGUUUUCAGGGCUUUCCCACCCCAUUUAUUCCAGAGAACAAGACACCCACCAGGCAUCAUCAGCACUCUCCUUUCAGCAAUUCUCUGCUGAUCCCAAGUCCUCCUGCAUCAAGACCUGAAACUUUUUGGACGUUAUGUAAUAAGUGCCAGAUGCUAUAUGAGUUCCUGAAGAUUUAUCUUGACCAAACUCUAUUGUGCCCCUACUGUCGAGAACCCUUUUUGGCGAAAGAGGAGUCUGCUCCUGCUGCUGGAAGCAUUCGCGGUUUACUUUUUCCUUGGUCCUUCCACCAUCAGAAGCCAGGUUCAUCAGCUGCAGCAGGGGGUUCCAAAAGUGCGACAGCUUUAGCUACGGGAACUACUAAAACUGCACAGAGGGUCCAGUCAGCUGGUGUGAGUCUCAAGAGAGGGCGCAAAGAGGCAGCAGCCCAUACAAUUUCAUUUGGAAAUCUGAAGGGCAGUUUUGGAGCCGAAAGAGUUACUUUAGCUAGUGACCAGUCAACAAGCAUAAAGGAGUCGUCUCAAUCUGAACUUCGUAUCAUGCUGAUGGGAAAGGCCAAGAGAGAAAUCCGUGAGAAGCUAAAACAGUGGAACCUUGCUCCUGAAUUAGAAUCUACUAAUAAGAAGGGAAUAAACAUGGAAAAGGAGAAGCCAUCAGCUAUUAAAGAUCUGAAGAAUAAUAAAAAUAAAGGUGAGCCUCAAGAUUCUUCCAUUUGUGAUGGCACUGAUGUGCUAAAUGCAAGUGUUAAAGAAACCGUGUUGAUGAGUGUGCCAGAUGCAAAUUUUUGCAAUUUUGACAAGGACAGAGUAGAGGCAUCUUUUUCAAAAAAACAAGUAUGGGCUCUGUAUGAUGAUGAUGAUGGCAUGCCACGUUACUAUGCACUGAUCCAUGGUGUGAUGUCUAGGAAUCCAUUCAAGAUGCAGAUUAGUUGGCUGAACUCAAACAGCACUGCUGAAUUUGGCCCCCUCAACUGGUUAUCUUCUGGCUUUGUCAAAACAAGCGGUUAUUUCAGAGUUGGAAAACCUGAAGUUAAUAAGAGCUUAAGAUCUUUCUCGCAUCAGGUUAAGUGGAGAAAAGCUGCUAGAGGGGCAAUAGAGAUUUAUCCAGCGAAGGGAGACGUUUGGGCUUUGUAUAGGAACUGGUCCGUGGAUUGGAAUGAACUCACCGAAGAUGAGGUGAUACAUAAAUAUGACAUGGUCGUAAUUGUUGAAGAUUACAAGGAAGACAAAGGUGUUGUCGUCUCUCCUUUGAUAAAAGUUGCUGGCUUCACAUCGGUAUUUUGCCAGCAUUUGGACUCAAUAGAAAUCCAUACAAUUCCAAGAGAGGAGAUGUUUCGAUUCUCUCAUCAGGUCCCAUCCUACAUGCUAACUGUUCGAGAAGCUCCAAAUGUUCCAAAGGAUAGCUGGGAUCUGGAUCCUGCUUCUCUCCCUAUGGAACUUCUUCAACACUUGACAGUAUCCGAGGAGACAGAUGGAAGCAGUGAGGCAAAGAAAGAAUCAAACAGAAACUGCAACUCCAAUACAGAUGGCGGAGGAGCUUCUGAAAAUGUCAAGCAUGGUUCCCCAGAACCAUUUUUCAAAUAUUCAAGAAGAGGCAAGAAAAUGAAGAUGGCCGGAGAUGCUGAUCAUGUUUAGUAGUCCUUACUCGAGCUUCCAAUCGUUUAUUUUUGUCUUACUAUAAUUAAGAUAGUUUGAAUCCGGUUUGUAUAUUUAGAAAAGAUACACAGUUGAUUAUAGCAGACAGAUACACCUUUUUCG